This is a messenger RNA of Vidua chalybeata, 925 nucleotides long. RefSeq names its product C1D nuclear receptor corepressor (gene C1D). Gene Ontology annotation, molecular function: DNA binding; RNA binding. NCBI's taxonomy places the organism in Eukaryota, Metazoa, Chordata, Aves, Passeriformes, Viduidae. Gene Ontology annotation, biological process: maturation of 5.8S rRNA; regulation of gene expression. Bases 85 to 531 code for a protein of 148 amino acids. The transcript is spliced from 5 exons. Gene Ontology annotation, cellular component: nucleolus; exosome (RNase complex). The record is from RefSeq and is a predicted model, not a curated record.
UCCCGCCCCGCUGCCGCUGCCGCUGCCGCUGCCGCUGCCGCCGUGCCCGGGAGCCGCCCGCGGUGCUCGGCCACCCGCCCGCAGAUGGAAAUGUCGGAAGAUGAUAAUAACAUGGAAGAAUACCCCACUGAAAUUCAUGAUUAUCUCACAGCAUUUGAAAAGUCUCUUGGUUCUGUAGAUGAGAUGCUGAAGACAAUGAUGUCAGUUUCUAGGAGUGAGCUUUUGCAAAAGUUAGAUCCUCUUGAGCAAGCAAAGCUGGAUUUGGUUUCGGUGUACGCAUUAAAUUCUAUGUUCUGGGUAUACUUGGCUACCCAGGGAAUCAAUCCAAAGGAACAUCCAGUGAAACAAGAACUGGAGAGAAUAAGAACAUACAUGAACAAGGUCAAAGAAAUAGCAGACAAGAAAAAGGCAUCCAAACUCGAUAAAGGAGCUGCUUCUAGAUUUGUAAAAAAUGCACUCUGGGAACCAAAUGCAGAAAAUGGACAUACUUCCAAAUCUCCUGCUAAAGGAAAAAAGCAACAGAGGGACUAAAUCCUUUUUUCCCCUCAUAAGAAUUGCAGACACCUAGAACUUACUUGGAAAUGUUUUGCAUACUGCAUGCAUCUCACAGAAGUGCUGUAUAACAGAUUAAUUUAUACUUACAAAUUUUACAGGAUUCUAUUUUAUCCAGAAUAAAUUUUACAGGAUUCUACUUUAUCCAUUUGUCACUGAGGUGAUCACAUUUAAUGUGUAUCUAAAAGUGCCAUUUGAUGCACACUGGACAUUUCAUUACUCAGAUGAUAAUGACCUGACAUAUACUUGUUGGUAAUAAAUACUAGUGAUGUUUUGUUUAUAAUGCCUAUGAAUUCAACAUUUUAAAUGAUUUAUUGAUACUUUUUUAUAUGUCCUCAAUCUCCUCAAUAUUAAAAAGUUUCAAACACUGCUA